Ipomoea triloba (trilobed morning glory) is the source of this 1814-nucleotide messenger RNA. RefSeq names its product GTP cyclohydrolase 1. NCBI's taxonomy places the organism in Eukaryota, Viridiplantae, Streptophyta, Magnoliopsida, Solanales, Convolvulaceae. The transcript has 2 exons. Gene Ontology annotation, molecular function: GTP cyclohydrolase I activity; GTP binding; zinc ion binding. Bases 212 to 1585 code for a protein of 457 amino acids. Gene Ontology annotation, biological process: tetrahydrofolate biosynthetic process; tetrahydrobiopterin biosynthetic process. Gene Ontology annotation, cellular component: cytoplasm. The record is from RefSeq and is a predicted model, not a curated record.
UUCCUCUCGAUUGCAGCCCUACACCACCUUGGCUCCUUUUCUUCUGUCUGGAAAAUCAUUUUACUUAUAAUUUGAACAAUUAAUACAUAUGGGAAUUGAUUGGUUGGGAGUUUCUUGAAAGGUUGAAUCUUUUUUGUUAUUUGGGAUCUGAUCUGGUCGGAAAUCUCAAGUGGGGGGCGUAGGAUUUGUUCCACACAUUGAAUCACUGUCAAUGGGCACUUUGGUUGAUGAGCAUUUCAAUGUGGAAGUAGAGAAUGGAGUGAAGUUUGGUGGGUGUGUUGAGGAGAGAGGCGAGAGUUGUGCCAUUGAGGAUUCUGUGAGAGUCCUUGUGCAGUGUUUGGGUGAAGAUAUCAACAGAGAAGGCCUUCGCAAAACUCCUUUCCGGGUGGCCAAGGCUCUCCGAGAAGGGACCACAGGAUACAAACAAAAGGUAAAUGAUAUCAUUCAUGGAGCCUUAUUUCCCGAAGCUGGGUUGGAAAGCGGGAUUGGUCAGGCUGGUGGUGCAGGCGGGAUUGUUAUUGUUCGUGAUCUUGAUCUCUUCUCGUACUGUGAAUCUUGCUUGCUUCCUUUCCAAGUCAAGUGUCAUGUAGGCUACGUUCCGGCUGGGCAGCGGGUUGUAGGGCUAAGCAAGCUGUCUCGGGUGGCUGAUAUUUUUGCGAAAAGACUUCAGGAUCCCCAGCGCCUUGCUGAUGAAGUAUGUGCUGCUUUACAGCAUGGAAUCAAGCCAACAGGUGUCGCACUUGUUCUGCAGUGUUCGCAUCUACGUUUUCCAAACGUCGAGUCGGCCUUUAUUGACACCAAUCGCCAAGGAUGGGUUAAGAGUUUAGUUGCCUCAGGCUCGGGAGUUUUCGAGGAUGAGAAAGCUGAUAUUUGGUCGGACUUUAUGAGUCUACUGAAAUUCAGAGGUAUUGAUGUGGGAAGUGUCCGUGCAAGACACACCGACCAAUCUUGGUGCCCAUCUCAGUUUUCCUGCAAGAUGAACGGACCAAAUUCGACUAUUAUGACAAAUGCAGUGGUUUCAAUUCUUCGGUCUCUAGGCGAAGACCCGUUCAGAAAAGAGCUCGUUGGAACCCCAUCUCGUUUCUUGAAGUGGUUCAUGAAGUUUAAAAAUUCCAAUUUGGAGAUGAAACUGAAUGGAUUUGUUAGAACUAGGAUAGACCCUUUGAGUUCUAAUGGGGAGGUUAGCCCUGAAGAACUCUGCUCUGAAGUGAACUUGCCAUUCUGGUCCCAAUGUGAGCACCAUUUACUUCCUUUUCACGGGGUUGUGCAUAUAGGGUAUUACUGCCCGAAAGGGGGCAAUCCAAUUGGGAAAUCCCUAUUGCAAUCUAUAGUACACUUUUACGGUUUCAAGCUUCAGGUACAGGAAAGGCUCACGAGGCAGAUAGCCGAGACUGUUGCAUCUGUCCUGGGCGAGGAUGUUAUGGUAGUCGUCGAAGCCAACCACACGUGCAUGAUAUCGAGAGGGAUUGAAAAGUUUGGUAGUAAUACCGCUACAAUUGCUGUUUUGGGACGAUUUUCCAGGGACCAUGCUUUAAGGGCGAAAUUAUUGCAGAGCAUUCCAAAUUAUUGUUGUGCAGGGAGAUGAUAAUAAUUGGAUUAUAGGAAGGAAUACACAGGUUCAGUUUUGGCAGGAAGGUUAGACACAAGAUAUAAAUAUAUAAUAGCAAGGAUGACCAGUUGAAUAAAUAUUGGCUUUGUUAUUUUCAUACUAGAAAAGGAUGUCAUAUGCUAAAAUGGCUCAACGAAUGAAGUUGUGUAAUGUGUCAAUUACCUUUCUGCAUUUUAUUAUUCCUUUCUGGGAAAGUUUGGUAGUA